GAAGAACAACAAAAACAAACACGGAGGGGUUCCGGGGGGACGUUCCGAUCAACAUUUUCUCUCUCCGGUGGGAAGAAAGCAUGUGAUCUGAUGUGUUGUUGAAAACAAGCUUUCCUUUUGGUCUCUGCCACAUCAGAGGACUGAUACAAUGGAGUCCUCUGAUGAAGACGAGAUGCACACCUUCGUCCAAGUCAUCAGUGAGAAGUACAACCCCGAGAAUUUCCCCUAUGGCCAAGGAGUGGUGGUCCUACCCAGCCCUCCUGGAUCCCCAGUAAAAGUGGAGCGCCUCUUCUUGCCCAGCAUCCUGGUCCUGAACGACUGCGGGAUCAAAAAAGCUGGCGAAAAGUCGGACAUCGCAGCUUUCUGUGCCCAUGUGGUGGAGCUGGACCUUUCCUACAAUCAACUUAACGACUGGGUGGAGAUCUCCACCAUCGUUUCCAACAUCCCCCACCUGGACUUCCUGAACCUGAGCAUGAACCCUCUGACCGGCGUAGAGCUGGAGCCCAGCAUGGCCGACGUUUUCUCUCGAGUGCGACGACUCGUCCUCAACAAUACGCACGUCAGCUGGGACACCGUGCACACGCUCACACGACACACGCCGGAGCUGGAGGAGCUUUUCCUGUGCCUGAAUGACUACAACACUGUGUCAGACACCGAGACGUCCUGCCCGUCGCUACGCCUGCUGCAGAUCACAGACAACCAGCUGCAGGAAUGGGCAGAAGUGAGGAAGUUUGGGGUGAUGUAUCCCAGUCUGAGCACACUGGUCCUGGCCAAUAACAGCGUGGCCUGUGUGAGCGACACUCAGGAAACACUGCAGCGCCUCUUCCCCAACCUAUGCAGCAUCAACCUCAACAACUCAGGGCUUAGUAAGUGGGAGGACAUUCAAAGGCUGAAUUUUAUCCCUAAGCUGAAGGAAGUCAAAGCGAAGGGGAUUCCUUUAUUGCAGCCUUACACCACCCACGAGAGACGUAGCCUCCUUUUAGCACAGCUGCCGUCUGUGGUGGUGCUGAAUGGGGGCGCGGUGUCUCAUGGAGAGAGAGAGGAUGCUGAGAGGUUCUUCAUCAGGUACUACCAGGACUGUCCAGAACAGGAGCUUCCUGAGAGGUAUCACAUCCUUGUAUCCAAGUAUGGUCAGCUGGCCCCGCUUGCAGAGGUGGACCUGCGACCCCGCUCCACCAUGGUGGAUGUUCGCUGGGGUGAGAGGGUUGAGGCGGUCAGCCUGCGUCUGGAGCAGACGGUGGGAGACCUGAAGAAACACCUCAAAACUCUGCUGCAGCUGCCCACCAACGGAAUCAGGCUCUUUUACAUCAACCGGGAGAUGUGUUCAGUACUUGGACCUGAGGAGUUGAGGUGCGGCUGCCGGGCCCUCCACUCCUACAGAAUUCGAGAUGGGGAUGAGAUACUAGUGGUGCCCAAAGUCAAAAGCCGCUGCAGCUCCUCAGGGGGGUCAGGGGGCUCUGUGGUUUUUGAUUGAUGGGACUUCAGGAAUUUUAGAUAAUGAACACUUACUGGAUACUAAACUUUGACUUGAGCCUCUUUUUUUUUUUUUGAGUAAAAUAAGGUAUAUUGCAGCCUUGAAUGUAAAGAUGUUUGCUGUCCACCAUAUAGAUCAAAUAUAUACAAUAUUCUAUUUGCACAUAGUUGUUCCACAUUUACAAAGAUUUAUCUAAAGUAUUCCAGUCGCACAUUUUUGUGAUUGAGUUGCUUUUAGCUGAGACUACAGUUUACAUCUCAUUUCUGAAAAGUUUUAUAUAAACAAACACGGUGCGAAUAGUCUCUCAAAAGAGGAAAAAAAAAAGCUGCCAUCAUUUCCAGUCGAAAAUGCAUAAAUUGCACAUUCAUUUUAGAGCUAAAACCACUUUUUAAUUAGAGUAUUUUGUCUGAUUAGAUCUGAGAUUAGGUCUGAGAUUGUAGGACUUGCUUGCCUGACUUGCUGGUGACACUGCUGCACCAUGCAUAAAGAAUAAGGUAAUGUAUUAGUAUUUAUAUUCAGGUGAAAAUUGGGUGAAAGGAAAACACAAACCUUCGGAUGGAAAUUGGGUUUAAAAUCCACGAGCAUCUGUGUUUUUACAUUCUGUAGUUUCAAUUGCGUUUUCUUAGUGACUUGCUGGCUUUGCUGCAGCAUAAUCAGCAGCUCUUAUAUGUUCUUUGAGACCCGUUAACAGCAAACUGUGAAUGGUGUUCUCUGGCAGCAGUGAAGAGUUCAAUGUUUAAUGUCUGUGACUAUGCAAUUUGGGUGAAAGUUUAUGGGUGUUGGUACUGCCAAGUGUUUGCAUUGCAAAAAAAGAAA
Messenger RNA from Scomber scombrus (Atlantic mackerel), 2290 nucleotides. RefSeq names its product tubulin-specific chaperone cofactor E-like protein. Gene Ontology annotation, cellular component: nucleus. Bases 149 to 1474 code for a protein of 441 amino acids. Gene Ontology annotation, biological process: poly(A)+ mRNA export from nucleus. The transcript has 9 exons. NCBI's taxonomy places the organism in Eukaryota, Metazoa, Chordata, Actinopteri, Scombriformes, Scombridae. The record is from RefSeq and is a predicted model, not a curated record. Gene Ontology annotation, molecular function: RNA binding.